GUUUGUUCCUCUAUGUAUAUUCUCUUUAACAUCUUUUGAUAGAUUCAGUUGACAACUUGGCACUAACCGUCCAAAUUUUAUGCAAAUCAAUUAAUACAUUUUUAAAUUAUCGUUUUUUUAAACCAGCGUAAGGCCUUGAUACUAAAUUUUCUGCAAGAAAUGCCCGCUCCGCAAUUUGACGACUGGCAAGCCUGUUACAGGCCUGAUCUGUGCUACUCACUUCUAAGGGUGCUGAAGAUGUCUCAUAUGCCCAUUGACAGGAGUUAACGAGUUGCCAUGUCGGGGGAAGGGAUGGUGGCGGUCGUGCAGAGUCUGCGGGACGCUCGGUUAGCUGUCACGGUGGUGGACGGCAGCCGGAACAAGUUCAGCCUAGUGCCAAAUGCUGCUGAACGUGUCAUGCAGCCGCAGAAUCAUUCGAAGUACCAGAUCCAGUAUCAGCAGAAUACGUCAUCGGCCACCGAUCCGCCGAACCUGCGGUGCGACUCCAGCGCGCAGGCCACUGAUGGAAGAUAUGCUAGCAUGUAUCAGACGACCCACGGCAAUGUGGAGCCAACUUCACCUCCAUGUGAAGUCACGGAGUUUCCACCACAGCGCGUGGAACUCUGCCCAGGUCGUGAAAACUUCGAAGUGGGUGGCCUUGGCAGCGGCGAGACUUGCCGGAUUCCUAUCAGGCCGCAGCAGGGACCAUACCGGUGCGGGACGGGCUGGGUGGGCGGAGGUACAAUGUUCUCGCCGAGGAGUUCGCAGCAAUCAGACGCCUUCGCCAGCUCGCUGAGGAAGUACCCGACCUCAUCUCCGGACAGGUCCUCAGAAUUGUUGGAGAGGCUGGUCACUUACAGCCAAGCUAAGAAUUUCUCAAGAUAUCAAGGCAGGUGUUCACCUAACCGCUGUCCAGCUGCGGAGUCUGAUGUGUACCAGUACGCUGAGAGGAGUCCGCGAAGGAACAGGUGGGAGGAGAUGAGGAGCAGGACCAGGAUUGACGAAUACCCUACCAGGGAUGGACGACCCAGGAAAGAGGAGUGUGAAAGGAGAAUUUACAACAGAACCUAUGACGUUAGAUGCGUCCGAGAAGUCCCCAGAACCAAAGACAGCUUCAGACCAAACGAGUUCUACCAGCACGAUGUUAGAGACGGCUUCAGUAUGCCUGUAUACCCACGGAAGUUCGGUAUGCCCACUUCUGUUCACACGGAGACACAAUCAAUCUCCAUGUGCUCAAAGGAAGUGACCACAGUUCCGAGAUCAGCGCCUGUGAAAAAAAAUGUAGCUGUCCCCCGCUCAGCGUCUGUCAGUACCAUCGGACAGCCAGAAGAGGCACCGCCAUUAGCUGAUGAAAAUUAUCAAGUUUAUAGAGUAUUUGCUUUGUUACAGGUAAAUCCGGCGUCUAAAGAUCAUGACAAGAAUAAUGAUGAACGAACAAGACAUUUAAUCAAUAAAUCUAUUCAAGCUGAAUGUAGAAAAUAUCAUAAAAUAAAGAAAUGCAAGUCGCAAGAAGAUGCAAAAGAAAAGUUAAACCAUAAUGUUUAUAGCUGUCUUCAGUUAUAUCAUGUCAAUGGAGAAGUGUGGAGAAAGAAUAUACGGACUGGCCAUAUAACGCCUGAGGAGGAGAAAAAAAUUAAAAAGAGACUAAACAAAUGUUUAAAUUUGGUAUCAAGUCAACUGGCAGAAAUUGAUGACAACAAAAAGAAAUUGAAAGAAGAUUUGACUAAAAUGCUCGUUAAGAAACUGACUAAAACAUAUUUGAAUACAGAAUUUAGUAGAGUCGUUUCUCCCGUUGCCGUAUUUAGAGUGGAAGUUCCAAGUUAUGUUAUAAAAGACAAUAAUGAUGAAUUGAGGACAAAAAUAGAUGAUUGGCUGAAAAUAAUUCCUAUUAAAAGAAGAAAUUCAUUAGGCGUAUCGAUUGAAAAGCAAGAAAUUUUAGAAUGUAUCUUGAAUAAAAUAAAGCCAAUAAUUUCAAACAAAUAUCAAAGUAAGGAAUCUCGUCAACACAAUAUUAAAAUACAAAUAUUGGAGGUUUUAGAAGAUUUGCCUGUAGUGACCAAGAGGAAUGGUAAAACUAGCAGUUUGAACAGAUAUGCCAACAUGUUGAUCGAAGACAUACUUAAUAUGGACUGCGAUUUAAAAGACAAAAGUGAAAACGUAAAUGUUGAUAUUUUUAUUCGUGAGGAAAUUUUGAAAUUUCUUGAAAAGGUAAAUUUAUGUUACAGCAAAGAGAUAAGAGACAGUGAAAGGUAUUUAGUGAAUAUUUUAAAGCAAUCUUUGUUAUUGGAUAGUUUUGAAAACACGCAUAUAAAAGAAGAUUUAAGUGCUGUACUUCAGAAUAUUGGAAAAUGGCCGAAUCAUCAGGCUGAUUAUUUUGUUAAUACUCUUUUGAGGCAUUUUAAUCACUAUAUUGAUUGUUACGAUAAUGACGUAGAAGAUGAAACACAGCAUGCGUCCUCCUAUGAUUCUCCUGCAAGUAAUGAUUGUUAUAAAUGCUACCAAAUAACGACGGAAUAUGAAGAUAUAGACAACACGUUAAGUCAAUCUGUAGACAUUGAAAUUAUAUAUAAAGAUCAACUUACACAAGUCGUUACCGAUUGGUUGGUAGAUAUGGACUUUCAGAUUCCAACAAAUAGUAUGCUAAAAUCAGAAAACAGAAUAGUUACAGAUCUUGUUGACGGUAUAAUUUCUAAAAGCAUGUUGUUUUCCAAAACCAAAGACCCAGAUGACGGCCAACUUCUCAAAUUCCAGAUUUUUGAGUGGUUUAACAACGAAUUUGGCGAUCAUGAUGUUGGUUUUAAUAAUAUAACUGAAUUGAUUGAUAAAAUUAGUGAUCUGUCAGUACCUGGACAUAUAAAUAAUUUAAUAAUUUAUCAAUCGAGUAGCUCAAAGAAAAAAAGUGACACAGCAAACCAAAACUCAUCACUACCCUACGAAGAUAAAUUGGUUGAUGAAAUUUAUACUUGGCUUCAUGAUUUACCAGCAAAUAUGCAUUCAUCUCAAGAUGCUACUUUAGAAAAUCAAUUAGUAAAAGAUUUGGCUAGUAACAUAGAAAAAGGACUAGAAGCAAAAGGGAAUCGUUCAAAAGUUAUAGAUAGCGAAGUGAAUGACUGGAUAAAGCAUGCUUUAGUUGGAAAACCUAAAGAAUCUGUUACAAAUAAGUUAAAGAAAAGAAUAAAAAAUGUGCCAUAUGAGAGAAGAACUGUUUCGUACGAUUACAAAUCGGAAAGAAAAUUUAUAAGACAAUAUGAAGACCUAAUCGACGACUGGCUAAAUACUAUUCCUCUAGAACCACGCAAAGAAUUAGACUUCAUGAAAAUACGAGAAGAUUCCAUUCAUGAUUUGGCUAAGAAAAUGUUUGUAAUAAAAAAUACUGGGCCAACUGACUCUGAUAAAAUCACUAAAAAACUCGAAAAUGUCGCGUCAGAUUGGUUGAAAAAAAUACCAAUACACCCUCGUAGCGACAGAAAAGCUUUUAGAGAUCAAUACGCUGCGAAAUUAAUAAAUGAUAUUCAAACCAAAACAAUAAAUGAUACAAAAGCCAAUAAUGACGAAUCAUCGUUUGGUGUAGAAAAAAUGACUGAUAUUGAAUUAAACACAGGUUUGCUAGAAGCUGCAGCUUUAGACUGGUUAAAAAAGUCUUCUCUUUACCGAGACAGUGGUACACAUAAUAAAAAAACACUAGAAACACAUAUGAAAGAAUUUGCUAAAGAAUAUAUUACAACUGCAUAUGCCGGUAAAAAUACAGAAGCAGUAAUGAUGAAAUAUGUACGUAUGUUGUAUGAAGGUACAAACACUGAUGACAAUUUCAUAUAUAAUCAAUGUUUGCAGCUCAAAAAUUACUUACUAUCUAACUUAGACCCUGAUUUAUCAAAAAGUAUUAAUCUCGAUGAUAAAGAGACAUAUAAAAAUGCGCCAUACCGUAAUGGUACGAGAAAAUCACCACCUAAAAGUAUUGAAAUAAUUCGCAGUGCAAUAUUAAAUUGGAGUACAAAAUUACCUUUGAAACCUGAUUAUAAUCAUGAAGAUUUUAUGUCUUUAGUAAAUCAAAUGGUAAGAGAUGUAGCCUCAUUGAUUGUACAUCCAAAACACAGUAUAGCUGAUGACAAUGAGGAUGAAAUCAAACAAAUAAUAUUUGAUUAUGUAGAAAAGUUUCCUAUAAAACCUGAUAUUAAAAUGGACCAAAGAUGUGACAUGAUGGUAGAUCUUUGGAAUGUUCUGCAAGGUAUAAGUUUGUACAGAGAUGAUAACAUUUCCCAUACUAGACCGGAAAAUGAUUCUAUGUUUAGAAAUAAUCAGCAAGUUACUAGCAAUAAUGAAGCUCUGAAUGAUACACAUUCUAGAGAUUAUCCAAAUAUAAAUUCUGGUACGUUCAAUAGUUCACUGAAAGAUAUGAGUCCUGCCAACCCAAGCAAUGUAGGAGGAAAUUUUAAUAUAAUUACAGAAGGAAAUGGUAGAAGAAAGAGUGCACCCGCUGCUUUAACAAAUCCUAGUUCUGCUUCUCCAACGAACCAAAGGAGAGUCAGCGCUCCUUCUGCUAUUACAUCUGACAAAAUACCAGUCCAACGGAUGACCACAGAACAAAUAUACGAAGAGUUUGAUCAGGUUUUUAAUCGCUAUUGCCAAGAAAUUCCUCUAGAUAUUUCAACGGAUGAAAAGAUAUCGAUGGCCAAUAUGGCACGUCAAGUGUUCCGAAAUGGCAUUUGGAAGGCCUAUUUUGCACUCAAGUCAGACGAAGAAAUAUCAGACAACUACGACUAUUUUAGAUAUCUUAUUGAAGAAAGACUUAGGCAAAUGUUAGAUGUGAUUUUGCCUCAGUCUGACGAAAUGGUGCAAUUCAAAGAAACGUUUUUAAACAAAAUAUCAGACGAUGUUGUCAAUUUAUUGAAAAUUACCCACAAAUUAACGGAUCCGCCGAUGUUAAAGAAUUUUAUUAGAUACAAAUUAGAUAGAAGAACAGCCCGACAAGAAUACCAAGAAUAUCAAGAUUGGACUAAACAUUUACUUAUUCAAGAUAUAAUUAAUGAACAUCUUCUAUUUAUCAACUACAAAGAAACAGACCCUGUCAAAGCCAAUAUAUAUAGAAAGCGGCUAUCAAAAGUAAUAAAUGAAUUAAUAAAUUAUAUACGAAAUCUGAAUGCAACACAACCGCAAUAUAUCAAUGAAGCAGCCAUGCGACUAUACAUUAACGAAACUCUGAAAAAUAUGCCUGCUAUUGAUAAGGAGAUUUUAAAAGAUGAAGUUGAUGAAAUACUACUCACCCAAGAAAUAGAACAAUGGUUCAAAAACUUGCCUACAAAUUUUAUGCCCAACUAUGAACAUAGAGAAGAACUAAAACGUAGAUGGUGCGAAGUAUUAGCACAUAAAAUUCAUCAAAUUGAGAGAAAUAGAAUCGAUACAGAAGAUUCGCACGCCGAAAGAGAAUUGAGGCAAGAAAUAUCCCUAUUUUUAGGCAAUAAGGCUAAUUUAAGUCCAGAUGAUAAUUUGAACAUCAAUUUGAUGGUUGAAGAACUUGCGAAUAGAUUAAAGAAUCUUAGAGACAAUAAAUUGGCAGAAUAUGAUUCGUUUAGUAAAGAAAAGCCAGUUUCCUCUACUUUAGCUCAAAUUGAUCCCAAAGAUAUUAUUUUUAACGAGAACAUUAAUGAAAAGUCCAUAUUAGCACCAGAAGUACAAAAUCAAGGAAAUCACACUGCAAGAGAAAAUAUGUGUCAUGUUAGACAACCAGGAAUUUUAGGUACAAGUCAAGUGGCUGGUCCAAGUAGGCAAAUGCCAAAUUAUCCUCAAGCUAAUCCGACAAACAUCCACAGCCCCGCACAAAACAGAAUAUCACUAGAUCAGAACAACAGCGUGAUUCUACAAAGAGAUCGUAAAGUAUCUUUUGGUCAGCAAAAUUGCACACCACCAGUCAUAAAUGCCUAUCAAGAUCAAAAUCGAAUAGACAAUAACGUCAACGAAUCCAUACGAAAUAACAAUAUCAUGUUAUCAGAAUGCGUCCAUCCUGAAAUUGAUAAUCGAAUGGAUCAAUCAGGACGGCAAUCGAACGGAAGACCCCUACAGCAAAGUCUACGACCUUCUGCGCAGGAAAGACUUAGUCGGGGAUCAUCUGGCCAAGAACCAUUAUCGAGGGCGACAGCGUCUACAGCUAGAGCAACAACUGACCAAAGAAAUGAAGAUCCAAACGCGGAUGACGAAGACGUAGGAUACAGAUGUAGAUGUUUAGAAAGACUUUCAAGGUGCGCGAGACGGUUUAGGCCCUUCAUGUUUCACCCGAUGCCUUUUCCGUGUAGAUUUUUCCAAGAAGAACAGUAAAAAAUGGUUGUAUACGGAAAUAUAUUACAAGAUAUUGGAUUAGAUCGUAUUUGUCUUUUUUUGCUUUCAAAAUGUAAUUUUAUUUAUUUUAUAGCCUGUACUUUGUGUCCCACUGCUGGGCAAAGGCCUCCCCUUAGGUCUUCCAAAGAUCU
Molecule: messenger RNA, 6440 nt
Organism: Plodia interpunctella (Indianmeal moth)
Lineage: Eukaryota; Metazoa; Arthropoda; Insecta; Lepidoptera; Pyralidae
Exons: 15
Coding region: 277-6288 (2003 amino acids)
Source: RefSeq, a predicted model, not a curated record